Messenger RNA from Parus major (Great Tit), 1613 nucleotides. RefSeq lists its product as uncharacterized. The transcript has 2 exons. The annotation marks the transcript as partial. The record is from RefSeq and is a predicted model, not a curated record. Lineage: Eukaryota; Metazoa; Chordata; Aves; Passeriformes; Paridae.
GGCCGGGGGGGAGGGGCAGCCCGGAAGCGGAAGCGGAAGCCGGAAGCAGCGAGAUCGAGUUGGUUUUCCGGCCUCACCCGCUGCUGGUGGAGAAGGGGGAGUACUGCCAGACACGGUGAGCGGCCUUCGGCCUCGGCCUCCUCAUCCUUGUCCUCCUCAUCUUCCUCUCCAUCCUGCUCCUCUUCCUUUUCCUUCUCCUCCUCAUCUUCCUCUCCUUCCUGCUCCUCUUCCUUUUCCUUCUCCUCCUCAUCUUCCUCUCCUUCCUGCUCCUCUUCCUCUUCCUUCUCCUCCUCCUCAUCUUCCUCUCCGUCCUGCUCCUCUUCCUCAUCUUCAUCUUCCUUUUCCUUCUCCUUGUUCUCCUCCUCUUUCUCAUCUUCCUCUCCGUCCUCCUGUUCCUCUCCAUCCUCUUCUUCUUCCUCAUCCUCAUCAUCCUCAUCUUGCUCUUCCUCAUCCUUGUCCUCUUCAUCUUCCUCUCCAUCCUGCUCCUCUUCCUCUUCUUUCUCCUUCUCCUCCUCUUCUUUCUCAUCUUCCUCUCCGUCCUCCUCUUCCUCAUCUCCGUCCUCCUGUUCCUCUCCAUCCUCUUCUUCUUCCUCAUCCUCAUCAUCCUCCUCCUCUUCUUCUCCAUCCUCAUCAUCCUCAUCUUCUUCUUCCUCAUCCUUCUCUUCCUCUUCCUCAUCCUUGUCCUCUCCACCCUCCUCUUCCUCUCCAUUCUCUUUUUCCUCAUCCUCAUCAUCCUCCUCCUCUUCCUCUCCAUCCUCAUCAUCCUCAUCUUCUUCUUCCUCCUCAUCUUCAUCUUCCUUUUCCUUCUCCUCCUCCUCCUCAUCUUCCUCUCCGUCCUCCUCUUCUUCAUCUUCGUCAUCCUCUUCCUCUCCAUCCUGCUCUUCUUCCUCGUCCUCAUCGUCCUCCUCCUCUUCCUCUCCAUCCUCAUCAUCCUCAUCUUCCUCAUCCUCAUCCUUCUCUUCCUCAUCCUUUUCCUCCUCAUCUUCUUCUCCGUCCUCCUCUUCCUCUCCGUUCUCUUCUUCUUCCCCAUCCUCAUCUUCUUCCUCUCCGUACUCCUCUUCCUCAUCCUCAUCCUUCUCCUCCUUUUCCUUGUCCUCCUCAUCUUCCUCUCCAUCCUGCUCUUCCUCAUCUUCCUCUUCUUCCUCAUCCUUAUCAUCCUCAUCUUCCUCUUCCUCAUCCUCGUCCUCCUCAUCCUCGUCCUCAUCUUCCUUUCCAGCCUCCUCUUCCUCAUCCUCAUCAUCUUCAUCUUCCUCUCCAGCCUCCUCUUCUUCGUCUUCCUCAUCCUCCUCAUCAUCAUCCUUGUCCUCCUCUUCCUCAUCCUCCUCAUCCUCUCCAUCCUCAUCAUCCUCGUCUUCCUCAUGCUCAUCCUCGUCCUCAUCCUCUCUACCCUCCUUAUCUUCAUCCUCGUCCUCAUCUUCAUCACUCUCUUCUUCAUCCUCAUCCUCCUAUUCCUCUUCUUCCUCAUCUUUGACCUUUUCUUCUUCAUCUUCAUCCUCGUCUUCCUCAUCUUUCUCCUCUACUUCAUCCUCAUCCUCAUCCUCUUCCUCCUCUUCCUCUCCAUCCUCAUCUUCAUCUUCAUCCUCGUCAUCCUCAUCCUCCUCAGCCUCAUCCUU